AGGGGCAGAGACGGGUAAGUUUAGGGAUAUGUAAAGUGGGGGGAGUUAGAUCUAGAUCCAACCCCGCCCCCUAGAGCUCAUGUUCUGCAGUGAGGACCAUCUCGUUUCACUCGGAUAUACUAUUCCGUACUGUCUCCUCUCUUGUUAACCUGAAGGCCAGAUGCAGGUCAGCAUUUUCAGUAUUUGUUAACAUUCAUCUUUAGCCUCGGGGCGAGUCAGAGAACAUUCACGCGUGUCUUUGCAGGCUUGACCUGUCAGAGCUGGACACAUCUGCUGCUGUCACGAAGCUCUGGGGCAGAUGAAUCUGUGAAACCAAAACACCCAGAUGGCCACGAGAGAGAGAAAAGUGCUCUGUCACAUGCAGAAGAAUGUUCGGAAAACUCGCGAUCUGUGACGUCGCCGUAGAGUGGAAUGAGCGUUACUAGGAGACCGAGAGAGAAUCAGAAGCUCCAGCUGAUCUAGAAUCCAUCAGGAUCCAGAAGCACUAUGGGAACAUUCGGCUCUGCUGCGGUUUGCCUGGAUGAGGAAGAGGGCGAGGAAGAGGAGAAGAGGCGCCGGGAAGUUGAGCGUCUUCCUCCGCUGCUCGAGGACGAGGAGAAUGUUUCUCUGGCUGAUAUUCUGUGUCUGAGGGAUAGCGGGCUGUCGGAGCAGGAGUUGUGGGCGGUGUGUGUGGAGUGUGUGCAUUCUCUACAGAGCAUCGCCCUCUCUCCGCUCUUUCACACCCUCUGCGUAACGCCCGACACGCUGGCCUUCAACGCUCACGGCAACGUGUGUUUCAUGGAACAGCUCAACGAUGAUCCUGAAGGCUGUUUCGUUCCUCCAGAGUUGGAUAAGACUGGAAGCACAUUUGAGGGUCACAUGUUCUCAUUAGGCUCCACCCUCUCGGCCGCGCUGGAUUUCAUCACGGAUGUGGAGCUGCAGGUGGAGCUGAGCGAAGAGAGCAGGUGUUUGCUGAAGCAGAUGCAGCGAGAGAAACCUGACGAUCGACCACGACUCCAGGAUAUUCUCUCUCAGGCGGAGGCUGUACUCGGUGAAGUCUCGCCCACAACCGUUUGCCGGAAACUCUCUGCUAUUGGCCGAAGAGUUCUGUCCAUAGAGUCCGUCGCUAAUUUCCAAGAUGUAUCCAAUUUCCAUUUUCUGGAUUACAAAGCUUUAAGAUCAAACUCCAUGGAGAAUCACACCAGCGAUCGUACCAUGAUCAGAAACUACUCGGCCGAUUCAUGCGACGGGGAGGAGCUGCUGCUGAAGCGCAGGGGUCUGGUCUGUAACGGAUCGCCUUGGUCCGGAGCUUCGGUUGGACUCAGGGAAGAUGAGCCUUCGCCGGACAGCCGGUCUCAGAACAGUUCUCCAGUGCACAGGAGGAGUCAAGAGAGGAGGCCUGGGAGAGCGAAGAGAGCCCUCAACCGCUCCUGCUCCGUCCCAGACUCCAACAACCCUCCGGCGUUCAGUCCUCCCUCGCACGCACCCAUCAGCAUGCUGGUGGCUGACCUCUCCGAGAUCACAGAGGACGAGAGCAUGCCAGCCGGCUGGAGCGGGAGACUGCGUCGGGCCAAACCAGAACAGGCCACGAGGAGUUCAGACUCAGGUGGAGAGGAAUUAUGUGUCCCGUCUGUAGAUGCAACAGUCGAACCUGAUGCACACGAGACAGAUCAGAGCGGCGCUGGAGACACUCAAACCCCGACAUCUCUGGAAGACGGAGAAACUUACGCAGACGCUGGUCUGUGCAGCUCUAACCACAUGAACAAAUCUAUAUUGUGCCUGAAUGAGGAAUAUCAGAAUGAGUGGAUGUCCUUGCGGGAGCUGCUGUCGCUCUCUGCUCGGCCUUUCUCAGUGAAUGAGCUCUGGGCUUUAUGCUACACGUGUCUCUCCACGCUUCAGACAUACAUCGACCUCCCAGAUUAUCUUUGUCUGGACUCUGUGUAUGUGGGCAGUGAAGGAGAGAUGCUGUUUUUGAGACCAAAAAACUCAGUCUCUUGUGAUGCAUUUUUCCUGGCUCCUGAAUUUCAAGAACAUGGAAUUGUGACGGAAAAGGCAUGUGUGUAUGGGGUAGCAGCUGUCCUCUGGGCUACAGCCAAGUUUAAUUUAUCUCCUAAUCAAAAGCUGGCCAUGCCGAGAAAACUCAAGAGACUUCUGCUUGAGAUGGCCAAAAGAACUCCAAUCGAAAGACCUUCUAUUGAAAUGGCCAAAAAGUGUUGCUGUGACUAUCUCUACCGCCAGGGAACUGAUGCAGAGAGUGUGUGGACGCAGCUCAUCAGCCGAGUACACCAGGCAUUCGAUGGGAAUAGAGGUACAGAGGAAUCAUCUUCUCCUGAGUGUGCUGAAAACCCCUCUGACCCACACUUGGGAGAAGUUAAGACAGGUUUUGUCCCGUUGGCCUGCGAGGGCAGGUUGGACCCUGUAAUUGGUCCUGUUCCUCAUAAUUACCCAGUAUCCUCCACCACCAUCAGUCUGCCCGAGGCCUUCACCUCUCCUGCUACACACUUCAGCCCUAUAGUACUGACCCAGGAGGAGGUCAUUCAUCAAAACACCCUGACUCGCCCUCAGUCCGAGCUGAUUGUCAGUGGACGCAUCACAGAUGAAACUAUGGUUCCAGAGCCAGAAGAACAGGAAGAGAACGACACUGAGGAUGAUGGGAUUGGGGGAGUUUUCUCUAAGGCGGAUGUGGCCGGUUAUUCAUCAUCAUCCAGUUGUAAGACUCUUGUGAUUUCACCGCCUCCAGUGAUUCCCCAAAUAACCAAUGAAGAAAUGGACAAACAGCCAAACUACCUCGCCCUACCAUGUGAUAAUGGGAUUUGUAACAAUUUCCUGCUACAGCAAGACCCACAGACAGGACAUCUGACCCUACUUCCUGUUCAGAUCGCCGAGCUUCAGCCAAUCACAGGCGUGGAUCACUUCAGUGCAGAACCACUAAACAUGAAACUACCAAAUCCUUUAUCUUCUGUAAAAUCAGACGACACUAUCAGGAAUGAAAGAGGCUGUGUUUCCCACAGAGAUAAUGACUCUACAGUGUCUCCUGAAAGGGCUCUAAAUAUUACAGUUCAAGCCAACACUGCUCCUCACUGUAUGAGUCACACGUUGACCCUGUCAACUUCAUGUCAGAGAUGCCCGUGCCUGCAGCGUCUCAUUGACCUCCUCAGAGAAGAGUUUGCAUUUGACGGCUACAUGGAGAAUGGAGUCGAAGAUCUGGCUAUGGGAGAAUACAUCUUUUCCUUAAAAAACCUCCGGUUUGACACUUUUUGCCGAGCAGUAAGGGAGAAAUUCUGCGAUCUGUACUGGGAGCAGAAGCUGCUGUGUGACCUGCACCAUCUGAUUAACCACCGUUCAUGUCAUCCAGUCUCUGAUGAACAACCCUCCUCAAAAGCAGUGAAAAGGGCACCAGUAUUGCUCCAGAGCACCAGACUGUGUUUUUCCAGCGAGGAAAACGGUCAUCUUGACCACAGUGCAAACCUCUGCUCGGCCCAGCCUUCAGAUCGACACACAUUAGAGGAAAACAAGCAGAACCACAUCAAGAAAGAACUGAAAUGCAAACUGGAUGAAUUAAAAUGCAGAGAAACAGUAGACGGAUUUGAGCCUGAGGAGAUUGAGACCAGGACUGCAUGUUGGAGAGGAGACACACAGGAAGUGACAUCACAGGAUGACAGCACAGAGGUGAUUGAGCGCGUCUCGUCUGUCCUGAUGGAGGCGCAGUGCAGCACAGCUGCAGGAGGAGGCGCUGCUGAGUGUGUUUGUGGAGCUGAAGCCCUGUGGCACAGCAGCGAUCUGGAGGAGAGCGGAGGCGAUCGGCUCACUCCUGACUGCUCCGAGGUGGACAUGGACGAUUCUGAGUCUCUGAUCUCUGACCGGACCCUCUCCGUCUGCAGCGACCCUCAGCGGCCCCCGCGCGCCUCCUCCUGGGCUCUGGCUCUGUACGGAGACGACUGCUUCGGUCAGGACGUGCUGAAGUACGCUCAGAAUCUCAGCCGUCAUAGUGAAUCACCCACACUAGAGGACAAGUCACAGGACCCACAUUACGUAGAGCCAGAAUUUCACCAGGAGCUUCACCAACAGCUGAUAAUUGAGAGCAGAAAUCUGAAAAAGACCAGAAAUUUCUACCACAAGCUGAUCCAGCAAGAGAGAAAAAACAAAGGUUCAGACGCAAAGGUGAUGGUGUCGAAAGUCAAGCUGCAGUUUGACGAGCUCAGAGACAAAGUUGAGUUUCUACAUACUGUGAAGAAAUAUCUCCAGGUGUUAUCCGUGGAUCAGUGGGGUUUGGCGCUCUCUCUGCUGCCCUCUCUGGCUGCGUGUGGAGCUGCACCUCUGGAGCUGCAGCACUCUGAGGAUCCUGCAGUGCUGCACUUCCUGUGUGAGAGACGCAGGGGGAACGGCUGCCCACUAGUGGCCGCAACUGCCAGAGGUCUAAUGGCUUACCUGUAUGCCAGGAGCGCUCACUCUGAGGGAUUUAUUCAGCAGUUUUUCUACACAUAUCGUUACUUUUGCACCCCUGAGGAGCUUCUGCAGUUUCUAAUGGACAAGUAUAACAGCACACUGGGAGCGAGUGAAGAUCCCUCAUCAGACAGUACAAAAGUGUAUCAGCGCACUCUGGAUUUAUUACACUUCUGGAUUGGAGACGGACAGUCAGUGGACUUCAGCUCCGACUCCUGCCUUCUCCACACGCUGGAAUCUUUCCUGACCUCUGAGGUAUCACCCGUUGACAGUCGUGGAGAGAGUUUGCUCGUAAUGCUCCAGGCCACACCCAGGAAGAGGCGUGUCUAUGGCCUGUCAUGUGCCGGCGACGCCUCCAUCAGCAGUCCAGAAGAUGAGGAGAUGCAGUCAGUUCCCUCCUUAUGUAGGAAAUCAUCCAUCGAAGAUGCUGCUCGAAAGAGUUUCCAGUGGCGUGUGUCGCGUGUGGUGGAGCCGCAGACGGCCGUGUCUAAAGAGAAAUCCUUCUCCAUCGCUGCGGCCCUUCCUCGGCCGUGUUACGCCUCGCUGAUGAGUCAGCUGUCCAACACGAGUCUGAGAUCAGAGGAGAGACUUGGCUUCAGUGAGACUGAACACACGCCGCUACACAUCGCACAGCAGCUCACCUUACUGGAGCAGGAAAUAUUUCAGGACUGUCAUCCAGUUCACUUUCUGAACUCGAGAGCACAUGGGGUGGCAGAAAACUCCAGAAACAUUUCCAGGUGUAUGUCUCUAGAGGGCAGCAGUCUGUUCCUGAGGGACGUGUCGGGGCCCGAGGGGCCGCUGCAGAGACUCAUCACAUACGCAGACUGGGUCACCAACUGGGUUUCUGCUGAACUAGUCAUCUGUGACUCGGUCAAGGCACAGACGGCUUUACUCACUCGGUUUCUUGCUGUUGGCAAGUACUGCUACGAGACAAGAAACUUUGCCACCGCCAUGCAGAUUUUGUCGGGGCUGGAGAAUGUGAUUGUAAGGCAAUUACCGGCGUGGAAGCAGCUGUCGGUGAAGGUGUGCGAGGUUUUGGAGGAGCUCAGGGCUGUGCAGGUCUUUCUGAAGAGUGAUAAUCUGUGUCUGAUGGAGGGAGGGAAGCGUCGAGGGCGGCCGACUCUCCCAGACGCUCACAUCCUGGCCAUGCACGUACAGCAGCUGGAGAUCGGCGCGUUCACCAUGACCAGCGGAUCAUACAAGUGGCCCAAACUGAGGAACAUUGCGCGUGUGGUCAGUCAGAUCCAUGCGUUUCAGGAGCAUCUCUAUUCCUACCCUCCUGACCUUGAGCUGCAGUCGUACCUGCGUGGGCGAAUUGCACGAUUCAGCAAGUGUGACGUCCCCCUCCUCGCCUCCGACAACGAUGCCAACUUCAACCAGACGGCCAGCGAUCGCUAUGCACACAGGAUCCAGGACACACUGCGCAGAGUCAAAGCCUCGUUUCAGUGACCGAACGAGCGCAGUCCUAAAGCGAGAUGGCACAGAUGUGGACGCAAACCACCUGUGAAACUCAAGCCGUAUCAUGUCGACUCUUUACGGAUACUAAUGAGGAAUUCUGUGCCAGAAAACAUAGAUACUGGGAUUGCACAGGACGUGAGUGUUUUAACUGAUGGAUUUCCUCAUUAAUAGGACUUGGUUACGCAUCUUUACCAGCCUUCGCUUCAGUAUAACAUGCUCAUACAAACCAGUUUCCGUUUGAUGAAUGGAUGGUUCACUUUAAAGGACAAAGACUUUAAUCAAGUUUUUUGACAGCUACACAACCAAAUAAUUUAGUCUGGUUAUAUAUAGAUUUAUUGAUGAUAAUUAUUGAGAAAUGAUUAAUUAUAUUAAUACAUUUUAGUUAAGAUUCAACCUUUUGAAAUCGAGGCGCUUGAAACUCCUCCAGAGAAUAGAGAAAAGUAUUAUACUUUUAAAAAUAGACUAUAUUUCUACACCGUGGUAAAGUAAUCUUAGAAAACUGACAUAUUUUGUGCAUAAAUUUGAGUAUAAUUUAACUUGUUGCAUUUGCAUCUCUCCAUUUUGUAAUGUUCUUUAAAUUGGGACACUUUUGUCAUUUCCCUGUUUUAAAGUUCACAUGCAUAUUAUUAUGCGUCUUACUCAUUAGAAUUGAACUUAACAUGGUCCCUCUGAGUGAAAAUUAUUUCUGCCUGAUUUAUUCCCUGUCGUAACAGCCCUAUAUUUUAAAGAGGACCUAUUAUGCUCUUUUUGGGCUCUACUAGAACAGGUUUUCAUGCUUAAAUGUUCAUUAUUUUCCUCAUAUUCUCUAUUGUUGCAGCUCCUCUCUUCCCAGUCUGUCAGUAACACUCUGUUUAGUUCCUGUCUCUAUGAAGCCCCUCAUUCUGAAAAGCACAAUGUGCUCUGAUUGGUCAGUUGGAGCAGUGUGUUGUCAUUGGUCAAGCGCUUCAAGCGUGUUUGGGAAAUGUCCCACCCCUUACCAUAACCGUCAGUUUCAACACACUACUAACUAACUCAAUCAGGCCCCGCCCCUUUGUUCUGCGUAUGAAUUAUUUAAAUGAGCAAUAUUGUGACAUGUUCCCGGAAGAAAACUCAAGACUACAAUGGAGGCGUUUCAGGGAGUUCAGAAACAGUGACACUGAUAUAGAGAAUAACUCCUGCUGGAGGGACUUUGGAAACGUUUUUCAUGCUCAAACAGCAACAUUACACACUAAAGACAGAUGUAAAAAAGCAUAAUAGGUCCUCUUUAAGAAAACCUUUGGUUUGAAUUGUAAGCAUAUUAUCAAUAAGGAUUUUCCUAACUUAAGGUGUUUGUUGUAACUGGCUCCUGAUCUUUUGUUAAUGUAGUCACUCUGGAUAAAAGCGUGGCUUAACCAAUAAAUGUAAAUAUACCUGA
Messenger RNA from Ctenopharyngodon idella (grass carp), 7273 nucleotides. RefSeq names its product kinase non-catalytic C-lobe domain-containing protein 1. Gene Ontology annotation, biological process: small GTPase-mediated signal transduction. The record is from RefSeq and is a predicted model, not a curated record. The coding region runs from base 487 to 5871 and encodes 1794 amino acids. Gene Ontology annotation, molecular function: guanyl-nucleotide exchange factor activity. The transcript is spliced from 32 exons. NCBI's taxonomy places the organism in Eukaryota, Metazoa, Chordata, Actinopteri, Cypriniformes, Xenocyprididae.